CUUACCGUCAGGAACGUGGUUCCCACCAAAAAGCAACAGAGGGAGACUUGCCGGGGAAAAGCAUCGGUCAACCUCAUGAGCAGACAUUUCACGGAGCCGCCGGACAUCAGAGUAAAAGAAGCGUCGGGGACGUGAGCCGCUCUUUCCCCAUCUAUUUAUUGGACGAAAUCGUCUUCUCCUCCUACUCACCACCACCACCAAGACGGAGGAAGCCCACAAUGGCCGGUCGCCAGCCUCCUGCCGCCGGUAAUGCUGGUGGUGGACGUCGUGCCUUUUCCGUGACCCCCGUCAAGUUGUUCUUCCUUUUCUUCCUCCUCUCUUGUCUCUCACCUGCACUAACCCAACAGCCAUCAGGGCCGGCCCGUCAGGACCUUGAGAUCGGCAUUGGCAUAGGGAUCGGUGGAGGCGGAGGCAAUAGCAGUGGUGGAGAUUGUGGAUGCGCCCCACCGCCUCCUCCACCCGAUUGCCCGCCACCGCCACCACCGCCGCCACCUCCGCCACCGCCGCCACCAUUAAGUGAUCUUUUAUUUGAACAGAAGCUUAUCAUCCAGAAGGCUCUGCAGUAUGUGGAGGAUGACCCCAACAACAUAACGUGUUCGUGGACAGGCGACGACCCCUGCAAGUACAAGGGCUUCUUCUGCGCGAAGCGCCCAGGUGACAAGCAGCUUACCAUCGCUACCCUCGACUUCAACCGCUACAACAUCGCCUUCCAUCCCAAGGGCCUCGAGCAGUUCAGUUGCCUCACGGACCUGGCCAUCUUCCACGCCAACACCAACCGCUUUAAGGGCACCAUCCCUGCAGGCUUCACCAAGCUCAAGUACCUCUACGAGUUCGACCUCAGCAACAACAAACUCACCGGCACCUUCCCUGAUGUCGCCUCCUGCAUCCGCAAUCUCGCCUACUUCGACAUUCGGUUCAACAGCUUCGCCGGCCGCGUCUCACCCUCCAUAUUCACCGUCAACUUGGAUGUCUUCUUCCUCAACAAUGACGCCUUCUACGGCCCCAUCCCGGACAACCUCGGCAAUUCCCCUGCCUCCGUCCUCAGCUUCGCCAACAACAAGUUCAGCGGAAACAUUCCGACCAGCAUCAAGAAGAUGUCGGAGACGCUCAUCCAGGUGCUCUUCCUGAACAACCAGCUGUCUGGCUGCCUGCGGCCGGAGAUCGGCUACCUAAAGAAAGCGACUGUGUUCGACGUCGGGGGCAACCAGCUGACGGGCCCCAUCCCGCUGUCGUUCGGGUGCCUCCAGAAGGUGGAGCAGCUCAACCUGGCGCAGAACAUGCUCUACGGGGAGAUCCCGGAGGCGGUGUGCCUUCUCGGCAACCUGGCUAACCUGUCCCUGUCCCACAAUUACUUCACUUGGGAGGGCCCGGCCUGCCGACGCCUGGCGGAGCGCGGCCUGCUCGACGACCGCUGGAACUGCAUCCCCGGCCGCCCCAACCAGCGUUCGCCGGAGGAAUGCGCCGCCUUCGCCUGCAAACCCAAGCCUUGUCCGGACUCGCCAUUCGAGUGCGGGACCAACCUACCCUGUACCCUUCCGUCCGCCCUUCUCCACCCUAGCCCCAGGAUUACCACCUAGCCCCCGCCCCCUCCUCCUCCUACUACUGCUAUUACUGUGACUGUAACAUUCUCUUUUCCCUUCAUCCAUUUCUAUUUUCACUUUCAGAUCAAGAAAAGUGUAUAUCAUUAUAUCAGACAUGGUCGUCCUGGUCUCGAGUUUGAGUCAGAAUCACCCGCUGGAUUCAAACCAGAGACAUUUGCCCCCGUCUCUCCUUACCAUGUCAAUUCUGUGAUUGGGUAACUGGUUGGUAUUGAUGACCUAAGAAGACUCCAUUUACUCCCUCUCCCUCUGUAUUUUGAUGGUAUGAAUUGUGGGAUUCAAAUCUGAUGCUCAGUGUGAUAUGAUCACGUGAUUAAAUAAAAUCCUAGUAAGCUUACGUUUUCCUUCAA
Nymphaea colorata (pocket water lily) is the source of this 1948-nucleotide messenger RNA. RefSeq lists its product as uncharacterized. The record is from RefSeq and is a predicted model, not a curated record. Lineage: Eukaryota; Viridiplantae; Streptophyta; Magnoliopsida; Nymphaeales; Nymphaeaceae. Gene Ontology annotation, molecular function: protein binding. Bases 219 to 1577 code for a protein of 452 amino acids. The transcript has 2 exons.